CUUUUGGUUUAUUGCUUAGAGCACCUUUUGCUUUCUCGCGAGUUUAGAUCUUACUUAGAUUCCAACAUGGGAGACAAAGGCCAAGAACCGACUGAAGAGAACCACACCCUCUUCCAGGCGUUCGAAUGGAACGUCCCUGCAGACAAGGCUCACUGGAAGAGACUAGCAACUGCCUUGCCGAAAUUAAAGGCCAUCGGCAUCGACAACAUCUGGCUUCCUCCAGGCUGCAAAGCAUCGUCUCCCGAGGGCAAUGGCUACGACGUCUACGAUCUCUACGAUCUCGGUGAAUUCGAUCAGAAGGGCGGCCGUGCCACCAAAUGGGGCACCAAAGAAGAGCUUCAAGAGCUAUGCAAAAUCGCACGAGAGCAGGGCGUUGGCGUGUAUUGGGAUGCUGUAUUGAACCACAAGGCCGGUGCCGACAGGACCGAGCGUUGCCGUGUCAUUGAAGUCGAUCAGAACGAUCGUACCAAAGAAAUUGGGGAACCAUACGAGAUCGAGGGGUGGCUCGGCUUCGACUUUCCCGGCCGAGGCGAGAAGUACUCGAACUUGAAGUACCACUGGGAGCAUUUCAGCGGCACCGAUUACAACCAGGAGAACGAGAAGAAAGCCAUUUACAAGAUUCUUGGAGACAAUAAGGGAUGGUCAAACUCUGUGGACGGCGAGAAUGGAAACGCAGACUUCCUCAUGUUUGCAGACAUCGAUUACUCGCAUCCCGAAGUGCAGGCAGACGUUAAGAAGUGGGGUGUGUGGAUUACCCAAGAACUCGGAUUGAAGGGAUUUCGAUUGGACGCCGUCCAGCAUUUCUCGGAGAGGUUCACGAAUGAGUGGAUUGACAAUCUCCGCGAACAAUGCGGACAUGAUAUCUUCGUGGUGGGAGAAUUCUGGUCAGGCGACGCCCAGCUUAUGACCGAUUGGCUCCGGGAUCUGAAUCACGCGUUCUCUCUGUACGACUCUCCGUUGCUCAACAACUUCGCCAGACUGUCGACUACUGAAGAUGCCGAUCUCCGUAAGGUUUUCGAUGGCAGUCUUGUCCAGGCUCAACCAAGCAAUGCUGUCACAGUGGUUAUGAACCACGACACACAACCUGGUCAAACGGUUGCUACGCAUAUUGAAGGUUUCUUCAAACCCCUCGCAUAUUCACUAAUCCUCCUCCGCGAGGAGGGAUACCCAUGCCCCUUCUACGGCGAUCUCUACGGCAUGAAGGGCGAGAACCCGGAGCCGGCCUCUUGCGGUGGAAAACUCGCAGACAUCAUCCUCGCGCGUAAGCUAUAUGCAUACGGUGACCAAGAAGACUACUGGGACAACCCCAACUGCAUCGGAUUCGUGCGACGAGCAACGUGGGACAGGCCAGAUGGUCUUGCCUGCAUCAUGAGCAACACGAAGCCAGGGGAGAUCAGGAUGGCAGUAGGAACAGAGCAUACGGGCGAGGUGUGGACUGAUAUCUUGGGCUGGGAACAAGGCGAGGUGACGAUUGAUGACGAAGGGUUCGGCCUUUUCAAGUGCCCUGGCAUCAGUGUCAGUAUCUGGGUCAACAAGGAGGCUCAAGGAAGGGACCAAUUCCCUACUAAUUUCGAUUCCAACAUCUAUGGAGAAUAGAUUGGCAUUUAGAGAUAUACAUAGACUUUUUAAUUUCACUUCUUUGGAUACUUCAUUAACCCACUUUUUGGUACCAUAGCUUUAAAUUUUGCUACUUUGAGUAGAUUAUUCAAUACUAUUCUUGAAUACAA
Messenger RNA from Aaosphaeria arxii CBS 175.79, 1727 nucleotides. RefSeq names its product glycoside hydrolase family 13 protein. NCBI's taxonomy places the organism in Eukaryota, Fungi, Ascomycota, Dothideomycetes, Pleosporales. The record is from RefSeq and is a predicted model, not a curated record. Gene Ontology annotation, biological process: carbohydrate metabolic process. Gene Ontology annotation, molecular function: hydrolase activity, hydrolyzing O-glycosyl compounds; calcium ion binding. The coding region runs from base 67 to 1596 and encodes 509 amino acids. The transcript has 2 exons.